AUGCCGGUUCCCGAUCGCGGACCACCCGUCAAGUUCGACCAUAUUGGUGAGCUGAGCGGGUUUGUGAAUCACUCGCCACACCGAGUGUUAUAUAGAAAUAAGAUGUAUCCGACUGCGAUGCACCUCCUUGAGGCGAUGAAGUUUACGGAACACCCCGAGCUCCAGGAGCGUAUACGAACGUGCACCGAUGUCGGUGACAUGUACCCGUUGUCAGCCAGUUUCCAGGAUCGCGUGCGACCAGAUUGGGGCCUGGUAUUCUUGAAGAUUAUGGAAGAUGUGCUAUAUCUCAAAUUCAAGCAACAUCCGCAUCUUCGAAGUUUGCUGUUGCGCACACAUCUUGCUGAUAUUGUGUAUGCCGAUCCUAAUUUGUACUGGGGGCAAGGUCCUUCAGGCGAAGGUUCCAACGAACUUGGAAGGGCCUUAAUGCGCAUCAGGGAUAGACUUCAUGCGGACGGGGAAACAUAG
Messenger RNA from Suillus paluster, 465 nucleotides. RefSeq lists its product as uncharacterized. NCBI's taxonomy places the organism in Eukaryota, Fungi, Basidiomycota, Agaricomycetes, Boletales, Suillaceae. The record is from RefSeq and is a predicted model, not a curated record. The transcript has 2 exons. The coding region runs from base 1 to 465 and encodes 154 amino acids.